AUGCUUUCCUUGGCUCUGUCUCAGUCCCUACAGUCUGCUGGCUGUGCUCCCAUCAUGAUCUUGUGCACCAGUAUCAUGCUUUCCUUGUCUCUGUCUCAGUCCCUAAAAUCUGCUGGCUGUGCUCCCAUCAUGAUCUUGUGCACCAGUAUCAUGCUUUCCUUGUCUCUGUCUCAGUCCCUACAGUCUGCUGGCUGUGCUCCCAUCAUGAUCUUGUGCACCAGUAUCAUGCUUUCCUUGUCUCUGUCUCAGUCCCUACAGUCUGCUGGCUGUGCUCCCAUCAUGAUCUUGUGCACCAGUAUCAUGCUUUCCUUGUCUCUGUCUCAGUCCCUACAGUCUGCUGGCUGUGCUCCCAUCAUGAUCUUGUGCACCAGUAUCAUGCUUUCCUUGGCUCUGUCUCAGUCCCUACAGUCUGCUGGCUGUGCUCCCAUCAUGAUCUUGUGCACCAGUAUCAUGCUUUCCUUGUCUCUGUCUCAGUCCCUACAGUCUGCUGGCUGUGCUCCCAUCAUGAUCUUGUGCACCAGUAUCAUGCUUUCCUUGUCUCUGUCUCAGUCCCUACAAUCUGCUGGCUGUGCUCCCAUCAUGAUCUUGUGCACCAGAAUCAUGCUUUCCUUGGCUCUGUCUCAGUCCCUACAGUCUGCUGGCUGUGCUCCCAUCAUGAUCUUGUGCACCAGUAUCAUGCUUUCCUUGUCUCUGUCUCAGUCCCUACAGUCUGCUGGCUGUGCUCCCAUCAUGAUCUUGUGCACCAGUAUCAUGCUUUCCUUGUCUCUGUCUCAGUCCCUACAGUCUGCUGGCUGUGCUCCCAUCAUGAUCUUGUGCACCAGUAUCAUGCUUUCCUUGUCUCUGUCUCAGUCCCUACAGUCUGCUGGCUGUGCUCCCAUCAUGAUCUUGUGCACCAGUAUCAUGCUUUCCUUGUCUCUGUCUCAGUCCCUACAGUCUGCUGGCUGUGCUCCCAUCAUGAUCUUGUGCACCAGUAUCAUGCUUUCCUUGUCUCUGUCUCAGUCCCUACAGUCUGCUGGCUGUGCUCCCAUCAUGAUCUUGUGCACCAGUAUCAUGCUUUCCUUGUCUCUGUCUCAGUCCCUACAGUCUGCUGGCUGUGCUCCCAUCAUGAUCUUGUGCACCAGUAUCAUGCUUUCCUUGUCUCUGUCUCAGUCCCUACAGUCUGCUGGCUGUGCUCCCAUCAUGAUCUUGUGCACCAGUAUCAUGCUUUCCUUGUCUCUGUCUUAG
Molecule: messenger RNA, 1224 nt
Organism: Protopterus annectens (West African lungfish)
Lineage: Eukaryota; Metazoa; Chordata; Ceratodontiformes; Protopteridae
Product: keratin-associated protein 10-4-like
Exons: 1
Coding region: 1-1224 (407 amino acids)
Source: RefSeq, a predicted model, not a curated record